Cucurbita maxima (winter squash) is the source of this 2869-nucleotide messenger RNA. Its product is annotated as K(+) efflux antiporter 1, chloroplastic-like. The record is from RefSeq and is a predicted model, not a curated record. The transcript is spliced from 9 exons. Gene Ontology annotation, molecular function: potassium:proton antiporter activity. Gene Ontology annotation, cellular component: membrane; chloroplast. Gene Ontology annotation, biological process: proton transmembrane transport. NCBI's taxonomy places the organism in Eukaryota, Viridiplantae, Streptophyta, Magnoliopsida, Cucurbitales, Cucurbitaceae. The coding region runs from base 400 to 2802 and encodes 800 amino acids.
GGGCCAUUUCGGUAAAAUCGCGAGAAAUAUCAAAGAGCAGUUAGUGGCGUUCUCGGCCAGAAUUUUUCAUUUCCUACCGUCCAAACAACACGAAACGCAAAUUCACUACAAAAUUUUCUCCCUCAUUUGUUCUUAAUCUUCCAUUUUUUUUAUUUUUGCCACACCUGGUUCAGGACUGUGAUUGCCGGAGCUUUGUUUUCCCUCCAACUCUCUGCCGCAGACAUCUCUCCAUUGUUUUAUCAGCCUCCAGCAUCGGGUCUGGUUGAUGGUUUGUAUCUGUGUUUUUCUGAGCGGUUCUUGAUUUUGUUUGACUAGGUGUUUGAAUGAUUGGCAACCUUGUUACGAGUAUGUAAUUGAAUACUGGGUUUUUUGAAGGGCUUGUCUCAUAUUCCUGGAACCAUGGAUUUAUCUUGUAAUAUUUGGAAGCAAAAUGUGUUAUCUGGUAGUGAAAAAGCAUAUUGCAAGACGUUGGACCAGUUUGGUCCCAGCUAUGUGCUUAGAAGUAGAAUUAUUGAUGCCAAGUUGACUGGAGGUUCAAGGGUAAUUUAUAAAGUGUCGAAGAAAAGAAACAGAAUUGUAGCUGCGAGCAAUUCCAAUCAUUUGAGUCUGGUUUGUGCUAGCAAGUAUGAUGGUGCCUUGCAAAUUUGUAAGCACAAAAGAUUCUUGAAUUGUAACAAAACAUUUGGAAGAAGGAUGGGCAUGGUUUAUUCAGAGUGUCAAAGCAAUGAUUCUUUAUCAUUUAUUGAUGGAAAUGGCAGAAAUUUGGAAUAUGUGGGUACUGGUGAUGGAGGAUCCAGUUCUGAGCAUACUGAUGGUUUAGGGUCAGCUGGUUCCAGAGAAGCUGGUGGAGAAGCAGGAGCUGUAGAAACGGAUGCACUGACUGUGGAUGAGCUUAGAGAAUUGCUGCAAAAGGCUAUGACAGAAUUGGAAGUUGCGAGACUUAACAGUACCAUGUUUGAGGAAAAAGCCCAAAAAAUAUCAGAAGCAGCAAUAGCUUUGCAAGAUGAAGCGGCCAAUGCUUGGAAUGAUGUGAACUCUGCUCUUGAUUCUGUACAACAGACAGUGAAUGAAGAAUAUGCUGCCAAAGAAUCUGUUCAAAAAGCAACCAUGGCACUUUCAUUAGCAGAGGCAAGGCUUCAGGUGGCAAUAGAGUCAUUGGAGCUGGCAAAAGGAGGAAACGAUUCUCCUGAAACAUCAACAGAAAGUGAGGGGGAGAUUGAUGGCAAGGAAAAUCAAGAAGUGUUGUUAGUUGCUCAGGAGGACAUCAAAGAAUGCUGUGUUAAUUUGGAAACUUGUGAUGCGGAAUUGAAGCGCUUACAGAGUAAAAAGGAGGAGUUACAGAAGGAAGUGGACAGGCUGACUGAGUUAGCUGAAAAAGAACAAUUGAUUGCGUUGAAAGCUGAAGAAGAAGUGUCAAAUAUAAUGCUUUUGGCUGAGCAAGCUGUUGCUUUGGAACUUGAGGCUGCCCAAAGGGUCAGUGAUGCUGAAAUAGUUUUACAGAGAGUGGAGAAAUCUAUAUCAAAUUCUUUUGUUGACACUUCGGAAACCACACAGGGGUCAAAUAUUAUUGAAGAAGUUGCUAACGAGGACAAUAAGGCAGUUCUCGAAAUUUCUGGUGAUAUUGCUGUUGAAAUGGAUAGAGAUUUGCCACUUAUUGGUGAUUCCUUAGUUAUCAAAUCUCUUCCAGGUAGCUUUUCAGAUUCUGAAGACUCUGAUCAACCGUAUGACUUAAGUGAUAGUGAGAAUGGAAAAUUGAAUUUAGAUUCCUUAAAGGAGGUAGAAUCUGGAGCAGAGAAGUCUAUUUUGAGUCCAGCAAAAAAGCAGGAAACACAGAAGGAUUUGACCAGAGAAGGCUCAUCUUUAAAUUCCCCCAAGGCUUUAUUGAAAAAAUCUUCUCGCUUUUUCUCAGCAUCAUUCUUUUCCUUUUCGGCUGAUGGGGAAGAGUUCACUCCAGCAUUUGUCUUCCAGGGUCUCCUGGAUUCCACGAAAAAGCAAUUGCCAAAGCUUAUUGUUGGAGUAGUACUGUUAGGAGCAGGGAUCAGUAUCUUUGCAAAUCGAGCAGAAAGGAAUUCUCAUAUGUUUCAAAAGCCUGAUGUUGUCACCACUAGCACUGAUGAAGUUUCCUGGAAUACAAGACCUUUAUUUCAACAAUUAAGUAAACUUCCUCAAAAAGUGAAAAAGUUAAUUUCAAAGAUUCCGCAUCAAGAGGUGAAUGAAGAGGAGGCUUCACUGUUAGACAUGUUAUGGCUGUUGCUUGCUAGUGUUAUAUUUGUGCCAACAUUUCAGAAACUUCCUGGAGGAAGUCCUGUCCUUGGGUACUUGGCUGCUGGAAUUUUAAUUGGGCCAUAUGGUUUCUCCAUAAUCCGUCAUGUGCAUGGAACAAAAGCAAUUGCUGAAUUUGGAGUUGUUUUUCUCCUGUUCAACAUUGGCCUGGAGUUAUCAGUUGAGAGGCUAAGUUCCAUGAAGAAAUAUGUUUUUGGGUUAGGGUCUGCACAGGUUUUGGUUACAGCUGUGGUGGUUGGCUUGAUUGCUCAUAUUGUCUGUGGGCAGCCUGGCCCAGCUGCAAUUGUCAUUGGAAAUGGUUUAGCUUUGUCAUCCACUGCUGUUGUCCUUCAGGUGUUGCAAGAGCGAGGUGAGAGCACUUCGCGGCAUGGGCGAGCCACAUUUUCUGUCUUACUAUUCCAGGAUUUGGCUGUUGUGGUUUUGCUGAUUCUCAUACCUCUAAUUUCACCUAAUUCAUCCAAAGGAGGGGUAAGAACUUCUAAUACGUUGUCUUAUCCAGUGCAUGGCUAUGACAGUUAAUUGACAGUCUUAUUACGCAGUGACAGAGUUCAAAUUUAACACUCCCUUGGCACUCUCCGUUUUUCAU